ACUUAGCAAGAAUUGGGUAUCUCAGACCAUCUCAUGUCUGUCAGUCAAACCCACUUCCGUCUCUCUUCAGCCACCAUUUCCUCCCUCUGUUUCACAAAUUCAUUUCUUCCUCUGUUUUUGUUACCUUAUCCAGAUAUGCUCUCUCCCGCCCUCAAUCAUGUCGCCGCCGCCUUUCUCUUCUAUUUUAUCCUACUCGCCGACGUCUCCUCCCUCGCCGCCGCCCAAUCCGGCCAACCCACCGUCCCCAGUCCCCCUGAUUUAUACCCUUUUAAACAGACCAUCAGCAAACGAAUGGCCAUCGUUUUGAUUGUUCUCGUUUGCUUCUUCAUCGUCAUCGCCGUUCUCUCUGUCUACACCCGUCAGUGCACCGACCAACACUUCGGCGGCCGCCUCCUCCUCUCAACCGCCCAAACUGCCACCAACACCCGAUCCAGAACGGCUGCGCGUGGCCUUAACGCCGAUGUUAUAGCUACUUUCCCCACUUUUCUAUACGCCAACGUGAAAGGGCUUAAAAUCGGAAAUGGGUCGUUGGAAUGCGCCGUUUGUUUGUCCGAAUUCGAAGAUGAUGCAACACUCCGAUUGUUGCCGAAAUGCAGCCAUGUCUUCCACGCCGAUUGUAUCGACGCGUGGUUGGUGUCUCACUCGACCUGCCCUGUUUGCCGCGCUAGCCUUGUCCCAAAACCCGGCGAUGUAUCCUUUGCUGCGUUGCUCAAUUCCGAUUUGGGAAUUGACCGGAGCGGACCGGUGACCGGAUCGGAAAGUGGUCAGGUAAUUGUUCGAAUUCCGGAGGGGAAUCAAGGGCAGGAAGUGAGUUUGAUAAACCCAAAUGAGGGAUUGAAUCAGAACGGUCCAAUUCGGUCGCGAUCGACGGGAUGGCGAUUGAGCGGGCUGUUCCCACGGUCGCAUUCGACGGGGCACUCGCUGAUCGGAAGAGGGGAGGAUUACGAGAGGUUUACGCUGAGAUUGCCGGAGGAGGUAAGAAGUGAGGUGUUGAAUUGGAAUUUGAAUCGGGCGAGGAGCUGCGUGGCGUUGCCGAGGGAGCAGAGUUCGAGACAGGGGUACCGGAGUGAGGUGGGGAAGAAUGGGUUUUUGGGGAAUCGGAGUAGAAGUGGGUGGGUGGAGUGGCGGCGGACAUUGUUACCGGCGACGCCAUUGCUUGGAAGGGAGGGCUCGAGAAAGGAUGUGAUUGUCAACGGAGAUGGCAGUGGACGGCCGUUCUCCAGGUUGCCGGGUGAUGUCGACGGGGAAGUCAAAGUCAACGACAACGUAGGCGGCUGAAGAAUUGGGCCGAGUUGGGCCUUUGUGUUUACUUGGUCUUGUUUUGUGAAGAAAAAAAAAAGUCAAUUUUUUAUUGGGGAAAAAGGAGGAAACGGUCAAAGUUCGUUGGCUGUCAUUGAUGAUCCCCUCCCAUUUGAUUGGCGCAUGUCACAAACACAUGUAUAGAGGAAGGCUUCGCUUUUUUUAUUAUUUUUAUUAUUAUUAUAUAAAUAGAAUAGUUUAGAUGUAAAUUAUGGUUGAGUUAAUAUUAGUUUAGAUGUUAAUUUGGGUUAAUUAGUAUUGAAAUUGGGCCGAUUUGGAACAUUUUUAAAUUCCAAUUGUAAUCCGUUCGUGAGUUGUACCUCCGACUGACCUUUUUUAAAAAUGUGUA
Molecule: messenger RNA, 1648 nt
Organism: Cucurbita pepo subsp. pepo (vegetable marrow)
Lineage: Eukaryota; Viridiplantae; Streptophyta; Magnoliopsida; Cucurbitales; Cucurbitaceae
Product: putative RING-H2 finger protein ATL36
Source: RefSeq, a predicted model, not a curated record